CUGCUGGCCGGGCUGCCUGGCGUCCCCACAUCUGGACACUGCAGAGGGAGGGAAGGUAAAGGAAGCGAGGCGCCGCCGCACCAGCGGGGACACCGACGUGGACCAACAGUGGCCGAGCCCUGGAGGAGCCCUGUUGGACGUCAGCGGAGAGAUGACUUUGAGCUCAGCCUGGCGCUCAGUCGUGCCUCUGUGGCUCCUCUGGGGCGUUGCCUGCUCCCGCGCGGCGUCCGGAGACGACAACGCUUCUCCUUUUGACACUGAAGGGAGCUCAGCGGUCGGCAGGCAAGACCCGCUGGAGACGAGCGAGCCCCGCGUGGCUCUGGGACGCCUGCCGCCUGCGGCCGAGAAAUGUGGUGCUGGUUUCUUCCGCACCCUGUCAGGAGACUGUUUGCCCUGUGACUGUAAUGGUCAUUCCAACGAAUGUUUGGAUGGCUCCGGAGUCUGUGUGCACUGCCAACGGAACACAACAGGAGAGCACUGUGAAAAAUGUCUGGAUGGUUUUAUUGGAGAUUCCAUCACAGGAGCACCCCGGUUCUGCCAGCCAUGCCCCUGUCCCCUGCCCCACCUGGCCAAUUUUGCAGAAUCCUGCUAUAGGAAAAAUGGAGCUGUUCGGUGUAUUUGUAAAGAAAACUAUGCUGGACCUAACUGUGAAAGAUGUGCUCCUGGUUACUAUGGAAACCCCUUACUCGUUGGAAGCACCUGUAAGAAAUGUGACUGCAGUGGAAAUUCAGAUCCCAACCUGAUCUUUGAAUACUGUGAUGAAGUCACUGGCCAGUGUAGGAAUUGCUUACAUAACACCACCGGAUUCAAGUGUGAACGCUGUGCUCCUGGCUACUAUGGGGAUGCCAGGACAGCCAAGAACUGUGCAGUGUGCAAUUGUGGGGGAGGCCCCUGUGACAGCGUAACCGGAGAGUGCUUGGAAGAAGGUUCUGAACCCCCUACAGGCUGCGACAGGUGUGUCUGGGAUCUGACGGAUGACCUGCGGUUAGCGGCGCUCUCCAUGGAAGAAAGCAAAGCUGGGCUGCUGAGCGUGUCCUCCGGUGCCGCUGCUCAUAGGCACGUGAAUGAAAUGAACGCCACCAUCUUCCUCCUCAAAACAAAAUUGUCAGAAAGAGAAAACCAGUAUGUCCUAAAAAAGAUACAAAUCAACAAUGCUGAGAACACAAUGAAAAGCCUUCUGUCUGACGUGGAGGAAUUAGUUGAAAAGGGAAGUCAUGCCUCAAGAAGGGGACAACAGGUUCAGAAGGAAAGCAUGGACACCAUUAACCAUGCGACUCAGCUUGUAGAGCAAGCCCACGACAUGAGGGAUAAAAUCGAAGAGAUCAACAAGAAGAUGCUCUUUUAUGGGCAGGAGCAGGAACUUAGUGCUGAGGAGAUCUCUGAGAAGCUGGUGUUGGCCCAGAAGAUGCUUGAGGAGAUUCGACGCCGCCAACCAUUCCUCACCCAGCGGGAGCUUGUGGACGAGGAAGCAGACGAGGCCUACGAACUGUUGAGCCAGGCUGAGAGUUGGCAGCAGCUGUACAAUGAUACUCGCGCUCUGUUUCCUGUCGUCCUGGAGCAGCUGGAUGACUACAAUGCUAAGCUGUCAGACCUCCAGGAAUCACUUGACCAGGCCCUUGACCAUGUCAGGGAUGCUGAAGACAUGAACAGGGCCACAGCAUCCAGGCAACGAGACCACGAGAGACAACAGGAAAGCGUGAGGCAGCAAAUGGAGGUGGUGAAUGCUUCUCUGGGUGCAUCUGCUGACUCUCUAAUGACGCCUCGUCUGACUCUUUCAGAACUUGAUGAUAUAAUAAAGGAAGGGCAGCUGAGGAAAACCUUGCCAAGCCAGGUGACUUUGAAUAACAGGAAGGAAGCAUCUGUGAUACCAGAAAUAUUAAAAUCAAGCCAUAAGGAGGCAAGAAGGAGAAAUGAGAUGACAGGUUUAUUCAUUGACAGGAACUUGCACAGUUCAGAUAUGAAUGGACUGGUGCAGAAGGCUUUGGAAGCAUCAAAUGUCUAUGAAAAUAUUGCGAAUUAUGUUAGUGAAGCCAAUGAAACAGCAGAAUUCGCUUUGAACAUCACUGACCGAAUUUACGAUGCUGUGAGUGGCAUUGAUACUCAGAUCAUUUACCAUAAAGACGAAAGCGAGAACCUCCUCAAUCAAGCCAGACAACUGCAAGCAAGGGCAUUUUCUAACAAUGAUGAGGCAGUGGCUGACACCAGCAGGCGUGUGGGGGGAGCCCUUGCAAGGAAGAGUGCCCUCAAAAACCGAUUAAAUGAUGCCGUUAAGCAACUACAAGCGACAGAGAGAGGUGAUGCUCAGGAGCGCCUGGGUCAGUCCAGGCUGGUCACCGAGGAAGCCAACAAGACAACAGUGGAGGUUCAACAGGCCACCGCCCCGAUGGCUAACAACCUAACCAACUGGUCACAAAACCUUCAAAAUUUUGACUCUUCUGCUUACAACACUGCAGUGGACUCUGCUAGAGAUGCAGUGAGAAAUCUGACAGAGGUUGUUCCUCAGCUCCUGGAUCAGCUUCGUACAGUCGAGCAGAAACGGCCUGCAAGCAACGUUUCUGCCAGCAUCAGGAGGAUCCGAGAGCUCAUUGCUCAGACCAGAAGUGUCGCCAGCAAGAUCCAAGUCUCCAUGAUGUUUGAUGGCCAGUCAGCUGUUGAAGUGCACCCCAGAACAAGUAUGGAUGACUUAAAGGCCUUCACGUCCCUGAGCCUGUACAUGAAACCUCCAGUGAAGCAGCCAGAAGUGACUGGGACUGCAGAUCAGUUUAUCCUGUACCUUGGAAGCAAGAACGGUGCAUUUAGGGUAGGAAAACAUGGAAAGGUGUUUUUAACAGUCCCAAGUCUGAGCAGCACAGCAGAGGAAAAAUUUAUUAAAAAGGGUGAAUUUGCGGGAGAUGAUUCCUUGCUGGACCUGGACCCUGAGGACACUGUGUUUUAUGUUGGUGGGGUGCCUUCAAACUUCAAGGUAAGCUAUAAACUGGCCUUUACUCAGAGUCGGGCUGCCAGUUACUUCUUCGAUGGCUCCAGUUAUGCAGUGGUAAGAAACAUCACAAGGCGAGGGAAGUUUGGUCAGGUGACUCGCUUUGACAUAGAAGUUCGAACACCAGCUGACAAUGGACUUGUGCUCCUGAUGGUCAACAGAGGUAUGUUUUUCAGCCUGGAAAUGCGCAAUGGUUACCUACAUGUCUUCUAUGACUUUGGAUUCAGCAGUGGUCCUGUGCAUCUUGAAGACACAUUGAAGAAAGCUCAAAUUAAUGAUGCAAAAUACCAUGAGAGCAUGGAUAAUGAAAAGAUGAAAAUACCUUUUACAGAUAUAUACAUUGGAGGAGCUCCCCCAGAAGUAUUACAAUCCAGGACCCUACGAGCACACCUCCCCCUAGAUACCAACUUCAGAGGAUGCAUGAAGGGUUUCCAGUUUCAAAAGAAAGAUUUCAAUUUACUGGAGCAAACAGAAACCCUGGGAGUGGGUUAUGGAUGCCCAGAAGACUAUCUUAUAUCUCGCAGAGCAUAUUUCAAUGGGCAGGGCUUUAUUGCUUCAAUCCAGAAAAUUUCUUUCUUUGAUGGCUUUGAAGGAGGUUUUAAUUUCCGAACUUUACAGCCAAAUGGAUUACUAUUCUAUUAUACUUCAGGGUCAGACGUGUUUUCCAUUUCACUGGAUAAUGGUACUGUCAUCUUGGAUGUAAAGGGCAUCAAGGUUCAGUCAGCAGAUAAGCAGUACAACGAUGGGCUGUCCCACUUCGUCAUUACCUCUGUCUCACCCACGAGAUAUGAACUGAUAGUAGACAAAAGCAAACUUGGGAGUAAGAAUCCUACCAAAGCAAAAGCGGAACAGACACCAGCAGGGGAAAAGAAGUUUUACUUCGGUGGCUCACCCAUCAGUCCCCAGUAUGCUAAUUUCACUGGCUGUAUAAGUAAUGCCUACUUUACCAGGUUGGAUAGAGAUGUGGAGGUCGAAGAUUUCCAGCAGUAUUCUGAAAAGGUCCACACUUCUCUUUAUGAGUGUCCCAUUGAGUCUUCACCAUUGUUUCUCCUUCACAAAAAAGGAAAAAAUUCCUCAAAGCCCAAAACAAGUCAGAAUAAAAAGGGAGGGAAAAGUAAAGAUGCACCUUCAUGGGAUCCUGUUGGCCUGAAAUUCCUGGAGCGAAAUGCUCCGAGAGACUCUCACUGCCAGCUUUCCAACAGCCCCAGAGCUAUCGAGCACGCCUAUCAAUACGGAGGGACGGCCAACAGCCGCCAAGAGUUUGAACACUUAAAAGGAGAUUUUGGUGAAAAAUCUCAGUUUUCUAUUCGUCUGAAAACUCGUUCCUCCCAUGGGAUGAUUUUCUAUGUCUCGGAUCAAGAAGAGAAUGACUUCAUGACUCUAUUCUUAGCCCAUGGGCGCUUGGUUUUCAUGUUUAAUGUUGGCCACAAGAAACUGAAGAUUAGAAGCCAGGAGAAAUAUAAUGAUGGAUCAUGGCAUGAUGUUCUUAAUUUUCAACAAUUAUUACUGAGCAUCUUUUAUAGGCUAAGCUGUGGAAGUUACAAAGUGAAGGAUGAGUCUUUCAAUAUCGGACUGAAGUUUGAAAUUGCGUUUGAAGUCCGUCCCAGAAGCAGCUCGGGAACUCUUGUCCAUGGCCACAGUGUCAACGGGGAGUACCUGAACGUUCACGUGAAAAACGGGCAGGUCACAGUGAAAGUCAACAAUGGCAUCAGAGACUUUUCCACCUCAGUAACACCCAAGCAGAGUCUCUGUGAUGGCAGAUGGCACAGAAUUACAGUUAUUAGAGAUUCAAAUGUGGUUCAGUUGGAUGUAGAUUCUGAAGUGAACCAUGUGGUUGGACCACUGAAUCCAAAACCAGUUGAUCACAGGGAGCCUGUGUUUGUUGGAGGUGUUCCAGAGUCUCUUCUGACACCACGCUUGGCACCCGGCAAACCCUUUACAGGCUGCAUCCGCCACUUUGUGAUUGAUGGGCGCCCAGUGAGCUUCAGUAAAGCAGCCCUGGUCAGCGGUGCCGUGAGCAUCAACUCCUGUCCAGCAGCCUGACACAACACAGCACAGCUGCCCAAGGACAAAGUUCUUCAGAGCACUGAAACAAACACAAAGCCAGCCAGGAGGAAUAGCAACUCUUCCUCCUUGUGCAAGCUUUCAUUUAGUUGAACAGGACUUAAAUGAAUCAUCAGGGACUGGAUGCUUCUUAUUUCUCAUUUGGAUUCUUACCUUGGAUCCAAAAUGUCUGCAAUGGACAACAAUCGAAGGAGUGGUAAAUGUACUUGUAUUGAGAGCAACUUACUUCCCGCUGGUGAAAUUACUGUUCCUGUUUCUAAUAAAAUAGAAGGGAUUCUGAAUAAACACUGGCACGAAUUUUUGAAGUGCG
This is a messenger RNA of Galeopterus variegatus (Sunda flying lemur), 5351 nucleotides long. It is a transcript of the gene LAMA4, whose product is annotated as laminin, alpha 4. NCBI's taxonomy places the organism in Eukaryota, Metazoa, Chordata, Mammalia, Dermoptera, Cynocephalidae. Gene Ontology annotation, molecular function: signaling receptor binding. Gene Ontology annotation, biological process: regulation of embryonic development; cell adhesion; regulation of cell adhesion. Bases 152 to 5020 code for a protein of 1622 amino acids. The record is from RefSeq and is a predicted model, not a curated record. The transcript is spliced from 35 exons.